CUGCCUGCAGCCUUCAGCCCAACUCCACCCCUUGCCUGCAAGGUCUGUUUCGUAAUAGCUGCUGUAGCCACACACCUCGGUUCCGCGAGGAGCCCCUCCUCUUCCUUCUCCCCUCCCUCAUCAGGGGUGGGGCUGAAGCAGGCUAACUUGACAGCAGCUCUUCUUUCUUAGCUAGUUACCGGCCCCUACCCAAGAAUGCCUGUGUGCGAGUAGCUUCCGCGGAGAGGUGGUUCUCCUGGAGACCCAGAGGGCUGUCUGAGCUUCCGAGAACUGGGGAGAAAGCCGCCCCAGCCAUGAGCCCCUGCGGGAAUCUGCCAGGAGGCAAGUGGCCUGGAGUCCUCAUGCUUCCCAGGCUGCUCCGGAGGGAGAGGUGAGCUCCCGGCAACCGGCCCGCUACUGAAGUGCCGGGAGCCCAGGCCUGUCAUGGUGGUCGUCUGCAGGCAGCCUGAGGCACUCCCACACAGGUUUGCAGCUGAACUUGUUUGUCUGGUGUGGGAAGAAGAUGGGGAGUUACUUGUCCAUCCCGGCUUACUUCACCUCCAAAGACCCCUUUCGGUGUUCAGAAUGCCAGGAAUCCCUCACCAAUUGGUACUAUGAAAAGGAUGGGAAGCUCUACUGCCACAAGGACUACUGGGGGAAGUUUGGGGAGUUCUGCCAUGGGUGUUCUCUGCUGAUGACAGGGCCCGUCAUGGUGGCUGGAGAGUUCAAAUACCACCCAGAAUGCUUUGCCUGUAUGAGCUGCAAGGUGAUCAUUGAAGAUGGGGAUGCAUAUGCCCUGGUGCAGCACGCCACCCUCUACUGUGGGAAGUGCCACAAUGAGGUGGUACUCGCACCCAUGUUUGAGAGACUCUCCACGGAGUCUGUUCAAGACCAGCUACCCUACUCCGUCACGCUCAUCUCAAUGCCGGCCACCAUGGAGGGCAGGCGGGGCUUCUCUGUGUCUGUGGAGAGUGCUUGCUCCAACUAUGCCACCACUGUGCAAGUAAAAGAGGUCAACCGGAUGCACAUCAGUCCCAACAACCGGAAUGCCAUCCACCCUGGAGACCGCAUCCUAGAGAUCAACGGGAUCCCAGUCCGCACACUUCGUGUGGAGGAGGUAGAGGAUGCAAUUAGCCAGACCAGCCAGACGCUUCAGGUCUUGAUUGAACAUGACCCCAUCUCUCAACAUCUGGACCAGUUGCGGCUGGGUGCUCGACUCUCUCCCCAUAUGCAGAAUGCUGGACAUUCCCACACCCUCAGCACCCUGGACACCAAGGAAAAUCUGGAAGGGACGCUGAGGAGACGCUCACUAAGGCGCAGUAACAGUAUCUCCAAGUCCCCUGGCCCCAGUUCCCCAAAGGAGCCACUGCUGCUCAGCCGUGACAUCAGUCGCUCAGAAUCCCUCCGCUGUUCCAGCAGCUAUUCACAGCAGAUCUUCCGGCCAUGUGACCUGAUCCAUGGAGAGGUCCUGGGGAAGGGCUUCUUUGGGCAAGCCAUCAAGGUGACACACAAAGCCACAGGCAAAGUUAUGGUCAUGAAGGAGUUAAUUCGAUGUGACGAAGAGACACAGAAGGCCUUUCUGACUGAGGUGAAGGUGAUGCGAAGCCUGGACCACCCCAAUGUGCUCAAGUUCAUUGGUGUGCUGUAUAAGGACAAGAGACUGAACCUGCUGACAGAGUACAUUGAGGGGGGCACGCUAAAAGACUUUCUGCGCAGUGUGGAUCCAUUUCCCUGGCAGCAGAAGGUCAGGUUUGCAAAAGGCAUCGCUUCUGGAAUGGCCUAUUUGCAUUCUAUGUGCAUCAUCCAUCGGGAUCUGAACUCUCACAACUGCCUCAUCAAGCUGGACAAGACUGUAGUGGUGGCAGACUUUGGGCUAUCACGGCUCAUAGUGGAAGAAAGGAAUAAACCAGCAGUGGAGAAGGCCAACACUAAGAAACGCACCUUGCGCAAGAAUGACCGUAAGAAGCGCUACACGGUUGUGGGAAACCCUUACUGGAUGGCCCCUGAAAUGCUGAAUGGAAAGAGCUACGAUGAAACAGUGGAUGUCUUCUCUUUUGGGAUCGUUCUCUGUGAGAUCAUUGGGCAGGUGUAUGCAGAUCCUGAUUGCUUGCCCCGAACACUGGAUUUUGGCCUCAAUGUGAAGCUUUUCUGGGAAAAGUUUGUCCCCACAGAUUGCCCCCCAGCCUUCUUCCCCCUGGCUGCCAUCUGCUGCAAACUGGAGCCUGAGAGCAGACCCGCAUUCUCAAAACUGGAGGACUCAUUUGAGGCCCUCUCCCUGUACCUGGGGGAGCUGGGCAUCCCACUGCCUGCAGAGCUGGAAGAAAUGGACCACACUGUGAGCAUGCAGUAUGGCCUGACCCGGGACUCGCCCCCCUAGCCCUGGUCCAGCCCCCUGCAGGGGGGUGUUCCACAACCAGCAUUGCCCCCUCUGCGCCCCAUCCCUGCUGUGGGCAGGGCUAUCCAGGCUUCGUGUGGAUUGACGACUUGUUAGAAGUGGAACAUGCCAUCUCUACUACCUCCUGAGGAGGCCAGCAGGCGCGCACCAGGGAAAUGCAUCUCCACAGGUUUUGGGGACUGAUUACUGUCUAUAAUCCAACACUCGCCUGAAAGCUGUGAAGAAGAAAAAAAAAAUAGCCUGGCUCCUAGGCCAAGAAGAAUCUGUUACUUUGGAUCACUUGGGACCUCCCUGGCAGUGGGAUUCCGGGAGGCUCUUCUUAACACUAAUCAGCGUGACCUGGACCUGCUGGUCAGGAUCCCAGAAUGAACCUGCCUGUGGGCUCUGUGGGCUCUGUUUCACCUGGGUACAGGAGGAUUUCGAGCGGGAGUGUGGACGAGAGAAAGACUGGUGGCCAGGUGGUACUCCAAGGAUGUGAAAUGACAGUGGUGCUACCCUCAUUCUACUCCAUGUCCACCUCAGGGGUUGAGGGAGUAGGUUUUGAAGUGGCCUUUUUUGGUUUGUGGUGGGACUGGCCGGGAGUCAGGGGAAGGGCUGGUCUAGUUUCCUUAGUGUUCACAUUGAGCCACAUCAAUGUGAGGGGAAUCUUCUAUCUCACAUUCUCUAUUAGUGCUGGAGACUGGCUGAGAACUCUGGGCAGCAUCCUUCCCACCUGCAACAAGCAGUCACCUGCAAGUGCAGGGUGAGGCUGAAGGUUGGAAAGACCCUACCUUCUAAAAAGCCCAUAUCCUUGCUGCUCUCGCUUACACCCUGGUAUGUUCCUUCGUCAGAACUCCAAGACAUUUGCCUAGAGCCAGAUGGGUUCUGGAGGACAAAGUGGCUUGUCGCAGGACCAGCAUAUGACUUGGGGGAGUAAGAAUCUUAGCACUCUCUUGACCUUGUCCUCAUGCAGCCACCGCUCACCCUUUACCGUGCCUGGUACAGGAAGCAAUUUGGAUACCAAGAGGUGGUGGCAGAGCCUCAGAGCGGAGAUGCUGGGAACAACAGCGCCGGAGCUGGGCUAUCUGGCUUCUACCUCCCUUGUUGACUAGCCAGCUCACUAGCUCCUGACUUCAGGUUCCUGAGUCGCAGCCUCAGGUGCUGCAAAGCCUUGGCUCUCCACCUUGGCUCCCAGAGCACCAGGGACUCAUCGGCACAAAUAGAUUUGCCACCUCCUAGGUGUUUAUGAGCUUGCACCACAUUUAACAAAUGGGGGAUAGGUUUGGAACAUUACUGCAGUGUGUGAUGGCUACAUUGGGGUGGGAUGGGUAGGGAGUGACCCAAGAGAAUGGUUGCUGUUAAUAUUAUUAUUGUAUCUAUUGGGUAAUAUGUGAAAUACUGUACAUAGAUAGACCUGAUGAGUUGUAGGGUUAGAUGUCAUCUCUGGCCAGUUUGUUAGAUAGACCAUACUCGUGUAUAGUUUCCAAGUUUGCUGUCGGCUUGAGGCCUAGACUCCUAGCAGCUGCAGCAAGGUCAGCGUUGCAUGGCUGGUUAUGGCUCAUCUGUCCCUAGUAAUUGUGAGAGUGGGUCCAAGCUGGGCCAUGGAGUAGACCAAAUAAAUUAAGCAACUAACAUCACUGACAUUUCUGAAAGUGAAAGUCUCUGGGGGCCUGGCUCAGGGAGAUAAAUGUGGAGAAUGUUCCUGGCCCCUUUUUGGGCCCAGGUCACAUGAUUCCACACAGCAAGGGGUAUUCGUACUCCCCAAUUCUAAUUACCUCUCCUUGUAUAGACACUAACCUGCUCCAGAAAACAUGCAUACCUGAGGCCACCCAGUCCUUGAAACAGGUCUAACUGACUCCCACCUACCAGCUGAGUCAUCCCUUUAGGGUGUUGCAUCCCCACCCUGAUAUCCAUACACUCCUACAGCUUGGAUAUCCUGCUGUCCUAUCCACAGGACUGGUUCCACCUUCAUCGUGGGAAGAAAUGAAUGCAAGUCACCCCCACUACUUGUUUCCCUGCAAGUGCUUCCUUCAUAGGAAGCCUGUUUCUUGUUACUGCACUUGGGAGACAUUGCACAGGGAGUCCAUUGGCAGGUUGCUGCUGUCUGAUUAAUAAUGGGAUCCUGGACACAAUAUACAUGCACAUACCCAAGUUGCCUGCUCCCAAAGCUUGGAGAGUCCAACUUCAGGACAGAAUCUGGUUCUGGAGAAACAAAUGCCCCGGGUGCCUCUUGCUGGUGGUCUACAGAGCAGUGUUUGGACAUGAGCAGCUGUCACCCCGGGCAGUCCUCAUCGCUGAAGUCCAGCAAACACUUGGUAGCUUUCCUCUGGAGCCCUAGGAGUCACCUGAGAUGUGUGCUCAGCCCAGGCAGCCCAAUGGCCCAACCCCUCAGCACACCUAUUCCUCCAGCUGCUGUAGCACUACUAACCUGUCUCCAGUCACUGACAAGACUGCCUGGAUGUUUAACUACCUCCACCUCCAUAAGAAUGCCCAGGGUGAGGGUUUGUAGUGGCCAGGUCGCUGCACACCCAUCUUCUCUACAGCUUCAACCCAAAAGAUUGCUGUGAGGACAGUCGUAAGUAAAGGCUACCGUUACCACCCAAGCAGUUUGCCACCUCCCAGUUACAGGGCCUUCCAGUUACAGGGCCAGAGCCACACAGCUAUUGACAAGGUAACCAAAAGCUCCCCAAUAUUUGGUAAAAACUUGGCAAUUUGAAGUCUUUUUUUAUUAUAGUCGAAUGCAGAGCAAUUUCCUGCACUUUAUACGCAGGUAUCAGAAUGAGGUAUAUAAAAUGUGUAUACAGAGAAAUGCUUUUAUAGAAAAGUAAAAACCAGUAAUGUUCUCUUCAGCAUCAUUAAUUCCAAGGGACCCCCAAGGCCUAGGUUCCAUUAGUAAAUCCCUCCAGGGAACAGCUGCUGAAAAGAAUGGGCUCCCACUAAGCCCCCACCCUCAUUCUACAUGGGGGCAGUGGAAGGGAUUUAGGAAGGAAGCUCUAAGGGGAGGGAGCACUGCCAUGGCCUCCCAGUGUAACCUCAAGGCCUGCAGGCCCUGCUGAGCCACUGGCAUCAACACGACAGAGGAGAAAUGCCCUGCUCUUGGGCAUGCCACUAGCCUGCUCAUUCACCUUGGGCAUCCCUUCUCCUUGUGGGCCCCCGUUUCCAAAAGGCUUCAGCCCCAAGAUCCCUUACAGUGGUUCUAUGAUUGUUUUAUAAGUUACAGGUUGUGACCCUGGAUUGUGACCCUUGCUCAGCUGCCCCACAAAAGGCACUGGCCUGGAAGGCAGGGCCACCUACAAACUCAGGCCACUGCAGGAGCAAGCCCUGAAGCACUUCAUUGCCAUGCCUAUGAGCUUAGUUUCCAGGGUAACCUCUCAGAGGCAGUUUGCGAGGCUCCACAGUAUAAUUCCCACAGGUUAGCUGGCUGUUUCUCACCCCUGCAAAAUGCAGAAAGGUCACCAUUCACCCUGAAGAGACGGGCACCCCGGGUCCACCUCAGGUGCUGAAGCCUAAGGCAGUCACGGAUCCUUCUCUACCCUCUUCCUAAGUGGAAUGUUCAGUGCAAUUCUUUUUGAAACAGGAAGAGGCCUUGGGCCCAAUCCAUGGUUGUCAAGGCACAUCACUGCCAGCAAGCUGGAGCAUACCCAGCAGCCUAGGUCCCAUUCUCAGCCCACGGUUUUUAAUUUUUGUACAAAACGUGUUUCCGGUUCACAGAGGUCAGUAAGGAGUUUCAUCCCAAAUAUUUAAAAAACUAUAUACUUUAAAUGCCCCUCCCCCAACCCUGACCUGCUUGACCUGAACUAUGAAUAACAGUGUGUGUCACUCAAGCCCACAGGGAAUAAAUGGAAAGGCAAAGACUCAGACCAUCUUGGAUAACAGAACACAGAGGGAGUCUGGGGAAACUCCCAUCCGCCCCUGGUUCAAUUCUGGGGCACAGGCAAUGUUUGGAAGCCCUUGUCAGCAGCACUACAGUGGGGGCUGCCACUGUCUCCAUCCACAGGCAAAUUACUGCUCUAAGGGAUGGAGAAGAACUUUGGUAGGACCCUACCCAGUGUCACCCUCAGCCACAGCACCACCUGCUUGUCUCAGGAUUCACACACACAAAAAAGGUGAGAGGAGGGAUUUAACCACAACAAAAAGUGUAGAUUCUCCCAACUGUAGGAGGGUAGGUUGUCCUGCGCCAGUGUCUGCCUGGGCUCCUGUCCAUUGUGGGGGGCGGGCUCAGGCCCCAGGAGUGCCUGCUUGGCCCAUGAGGGGGGCACUGCCCUCCUGAAGGUCAACUGGAGUCUGGUUGGAGUGGACAACAACAGUCUUCUCAUCCACGAUCUCACAGGUGGGGUUGGUGAAGGCAGACAGGGGCAGGGUGAUUCGCUGCAUCUCCCUCUCACAUACUUUCUGCUCAUGUCGCGCUUUCAGGUCUUUCCCCCUGGCAGGAAAAGAGGGAAGCGUUCAGUUAUGUCUCCAGCAUAGCUUCUGUUCAUCAGAUACCAUCCCUGAGGUGCAGGGGCUUGCCAUGGUCACAGCAGGGGCAGGGGCUAGACAUGGUCACAGCAAAUCAGUGACUAAAAGUAUUAGAUCUCCAUUCGGCCAGACUGCCUUGAUGCAACAAGGGGGCCUUAACACUCUGGUCUCUGGCUCCUUGUCUGUAAAGUGAGGAUGUAGCAGCAUGAGCCUCUUUGCAGUGGGGCUCAAUGAAGCUAAUAAAGAGGAAAGAUUAAGUCCAGGACUAAGUCCACCAGUGCCCAUGAUAUACACCAAGUAUAGUCCUAAAGGCCAGGACACUUAGAUAGUUUUGUUCUUUCAGCUCAGGGCUCCAAGAGACCCAGAGAAUUAUUCCAGCCCUAACCCAUAAAGCUGCUCAGAAAACUGACAUGACCAUCCUGUUCUGAGACAGUUGCAUUAUCCCACGUACAGGAAGGUCUAAGUCCUGGCUGGAUAAAAGUACUUCCCCAGCCCAUGCGGGGGCAAAAAGGAUUCAGGGCCGCUGUGGUCAGUGGGAGACACCGACAGUCAGACUCGGGGAUUUUCAAUGCCUCUGACAUCUGACAGUGCUCAGCCUCCCUACUAAGUGAUGGUACAGUCCUAUUUUACUCACAUGGAACCCUCAUUCCAUGCCAAGGACUUCCGAUAUGUUAUCUCAUUUCAUUCUCAGUUCAUCCCAAAUAAUU
Molecule: messenger RNA, 7518 nt
Organism: Talpa occidentalis (Iberian mole)
Lineage: Eukaryota; Metazoa; Chordata; Mammalia; Eulipotyphla; Talpidae
Gene: LIMK2
Product: LIM domain kinase 2
Exons: 15
Coding region: 503-2356 (617 amino acids)
Biological process (GO): protein phosphorylation; actin cytoskeleton organization
Cellular component (GO): cytoplasm; nucleus
Molecular function (GO): protein serine/threonine kinase activity; protein binding; ATP binding
Source: RefSeq, a predicted model, not a curated record